AUGAGUUCUGAUAAAAAUACAUAUAGAAUCAUGGUUUUCAGACCAACUUGGGAAGAAUUUCAAAAUUUCAGUAGCUAUAUUGAGUUUAUGGAGAAGCAAGGUGCUCACAGGGCUGGAUUGGCAAAAGUUAUCCCACCACCUGAAUGGACAGCAAGAAGAAAGCGUUGUGAUGAAGAUGAUAUAAUGAGUUUGAAAAUUCCAGUUCCAAUCAGUCAAGUUGCACGGGGUAAUCGAGGAUUUUAUCAACUACUUAAUGUAGAAAAUAAACCUAUGACAGUAUCCGAUUAUAAAAUAAUAGCAGAAUCUGAUGAAUUUAAGACACCUGACCACCUUGAUUAUGACGAUCUUGAAAAAAAAUUUUGGAAAAAUAUUAUUUACAACCCCCCAUUGUAUGGUGCAGAUGUAUCUGGAUCUAUUAUGGAUGAAGAUGUUGGUGUUUGGAAUAUUAACAAAUUGGGUACUAUAUUAGAUUAUGUAAAUGAAGAUUAUGGUGUUAGAAUUGAAGGUGUCAAUACAGCUUAUUUAUACUUUGGUAUGUGGAAAUCUUUGUUUGCAUGGCACACUGAAGACAUGGACUUGUAUAGUAUAAACUAUAUACAUGAAGGAUAUCCAAAGACAUGGUAUGCGAUAUCUCCAGAACAUGGUCGCCGUUUUGAAAGAUAUGUUAAUCGCUUUUUUCCAAUUGAAGCUUCAAACUGCCCUGCUUUUCUCAGACAUAAAAUUACUGUAAUAUCUCCUCAUAUUUUGAAACAAUAUUCUAUACCAUUUAUCACACAAAAGCGAGGUGAAUUCAUCAUAACAUUCCCCUUUGGAUAUCAUUCAGGUUUUAACCAUGGCUAUAAUAUAGCUGAAGCUACUAAUUUUGCGUUACCGCGUUGGGUAGAUUAUGGAAAAAGAGCUUUACUGUGUCAUUGCAGUCCAGAUUCAGUGAAGAUUUGUAUGGAUACAUUUGUUAAACGCAUACAACCCGAAAAGUAUGAAUUAUGGCUUAAAAAAAAUAAUGUUGGUUCUCAUCCAAAAGAUACUUCUGGUACUUUAGAAGCUCCUCUGACUAGUAAAUCUAGCACAUUAUCUAGCAAAAACAAUACAGGUAUUCCAAAAUAUAAUAUUAAAGCUGGUAGAAAACGUUGUCAUGGAACACUUCAAUCAGAUUCUGAAUUGCCUAAUGAUACAAGAUAUGCAAAUAAAACUAUAAAUGUAUCUCCAUCAACAAGUGUAAAAGGGUUAGAUAAAAAAGAAUAUGAAGAUGAGCAACUUAAUGACAAACAGAAAGAAGUAAUGGAAAAUAAAUUGCUAAAAGCUGAUGAAAUGGUCUUGGAAAAUAUAGACUUAACAAGUGGUCCUGAUUAUUGUGAUGGUUCAGAUAAAAGAAGUGUCAAGAAAAGAAAGUCUACAAAACUUGAAACAAAAAAGAAUCCCGAAUCUAAUAACAAGAAAAAGUCUAAAUCAACUGAGAAAAAUGUUGUUCCUUCUGAUCAAACUAUUAACCGUACAAGUUCGACAAUCAUUAGCUUCAACAAAGAGAACGAUAAUAGUAUUGAAAAAGUAAUAACUAUAUCACCUAUAAAUGUUGAGAGUCUCAAUUGUAUGAAUAUUAAUAGAAUUACACAAGAGUCUCGGGUGGAUAAAUGUCUUAAUAAGAGUAUUAAAGAUUCAACAGUUUUUGACAAAACCUUAAACAAUGAUAAUUUAUUGUCUAAAGAAUGUGACUGUGUUAAUGAUAACACACAUUUAAAAUAUGUGGUUGUGACAAAACCAUUACCACCUAUUACGUUAGAAAAGCCACGUAAUUCAUCUCUCACCAAAUCGAAACUACACAUGAAUUUAAAAAAUCAACCAUCUAAAAUGACAUCAAUAUUUAUGACUCAAACUAAAAAAAAAAUUGAUUUGGAAUCCACACGGAAUUUUUUUCAACCAACUCUUGAACCUAUGCAGACUAUGGAAGAAAAAUCUAAAAUUAAGGAUGACAAAAACAUACUGCACGUGAGACAUAAAACCAACGAAGUACAUGACUAG
Messenger RNA from Acyrthosiphon pisum (pea aphid), 2016 nucleotides. RefSeq names its product putative lysine-specific demethylase 4B. The transcript has 9 exons. Gene Ontology annotation, molecular function: histone H3K36 demethylase activity; histone H3K9 demethylase activity. The coding region runs from base 1 to 2016 and encodes 671 amino acids. Gene Ontology annotation, cellular component: nucleus; chromatin. The record is from RefSeq and is a predicted model, not a curated record. NCBI's taxonomy places the organism in Eukaryota, Metazoa, Arthropoda, Insecta, Hemiptera, Aphididae. Gene Ontology annotation, biological process: chromatin remodeling; regulation of gene expression.